AUGACUGCGCUGCCAAAAGGAGCGAUCGAGAAGCUGAUGCGGGAGGCCGUGGGAGACGACGACGUGCUGAUGUCCAAGACGGCCGUCGAUUGGGUCAACGAGUGCGCGAGCGCUUUUCUAAAGCUGAUCGGGCAAGAGGCCAACACAGUGGCAGAAGGAGCGGCGACGAAGGAGAACUACCGGAUCAGCCACGACCACGUCAUGACGGCGCUCGAACAUCUUGGGAUGCGGCGCUAUGCAGAUACGAUCAGAGAGCGCCAGGCGGUGAUAGAGCUCGAGGCACAGAAAACGCACACGGGAUUGGCGUCGCGCAAAGCGGCAACUCCAGCGGUUUCGCGAGAUGAGCUAUUGGCCGAACAGACGGCACUGUUCAAGCAAGCGUCUCUGGAUGCGGCAAAGGAGGGGUGGUGA
Molecule: messenger RNA, 411 nt
Organism: Hyaloperonospora brassicae
Lineage: Eukaryota; Oomycota; Peronosporomycetes; Peronosporales; Peronosporaceae
Source: the annotation of a GenBank genome assembly